Elgaria multicarinata webbii is the source of this 1621-nucleotide messenger RNA. RefSeq names its product small nuclear RNA activating complex polypeptide 1 (gene SNAPC1). NCBI's taxonomy places the organism in Eukaryota, Metazoa, Chordata, Lepidosauria, Squamata, Anguidae. Gene Ontology annotation, biological process: snRNA transcription by RNA polymerase III; snRNA transcription by RNA polymerase II. Gene Ontology annotation, molecular function: sequence-specific DNA binding. The transcript is spliced from 10 exons. The record is from RefSeq and is a predicted model, not a curated record. The coding region runs from base 50 to 1159 and encodes 369 amino acids. Gene Ontology annotation, cellular component: snRNA-activating protein complex.
CAGUGUUGCGAGGCGGCCAAGGAGCGGGUCGCCUUCGUCGCCGCGGGCCAUGAGCGGCUGGCCGGGCCUGAGGACGGACUGCGAGGCGCUGCUCAGCCGGUUCCAGGAGGCCGAGAGCGUCCGCUACGAGGACUUCGCUUCGCUCUGGAGGCAGCACCGCUUCCACACCAUUUUCUAUGGUAAAAUAAGGACUCCAGAGCAGAUUAAGUUCACCAAAGAAGCUUUAGCUCUGGUAUGGUCGUAUUUCCUGCCUCCGUACACUUUCCAGAUCCGAGUUGGUGCCCUUUAUCUUCUAUAUGGCUUGUACAAUACACAACUGUGUCAGCCAAAGGAAAAGAUCAGGGUUGCACUCAAAGAUUGGCCUGAAGUCAGUAAAUUCCAGCACGAGUUGUUAGAUGCACAGCAUUAUGAUGCAGCAUAUAUCUUCAGAACGCUCCGGAUGGACAAAGCAUUCUUCUUCACAGCAAUGCCCAAAUUUCUUUCCUUUAGGACUAAAAAGAACAUGCCUAAUAGGAUUGAGAUGAAGAGUGAAUUCAGGGAUCCAAGUGACCGUGUUGCCAUGCUUAACCCAGCUGACUUCUUAGAGGAAACAAAGAAUGUUCAUGACCAUUAUCAAAAAAUGAAGUGUCUGAUCUCCAUGGAUCAAUCCCAACCAGACAAGGCUCUCAAUCUGAUAAAAGAUGACUUCAUAGUAAAUUUCAAGGAUAUCGUUUUGGAAUAUCAGCGAUGGCAGAAGAAUAAAGUGGAACCAUCCUUGGCUACUAUGGGUGAAGAAGUGAUGAAUGAAAAUGAAGCAUCUUCACAGGAGUCAGAAGGAUCUGGAAGAGCCAGAGCACUAGCUGACAUCAAAUCUAGGUCGUACUCUGCAGUUGCCCCGGCUUCCAAGUCAAGACGUCAUCGGCAAGUUAAGCUAGAAUCCUCUGAAUCCGGGUCAGAUCGUGGGAAAACUGUAUCACCUAGAGCUAAAAGAGCCAGAAAAAGGUUACAGCCACUGAGGAAGAAUGAAACUCUGCGAAACAGAGGGACGUUGCAAGUGAUAAAGGAGCAAGGUGCUGAGACCCUGAGUAUGCCUGUGAUUGCAGAGGAUGAUGCUGAAGGACAAGAUGACCAUUCUAGUGAUGAAGAUUUCAUACCCACCAAGAGGAAAAGGACUCAUUAAGAAUUUAUCCAAAUGGAAAAUGUCAUGUUUAAUUUGUUUGUGUGGAAGAAAUGUGUCCCCAGCCAACGGACGAGGUCGCCCAGGUGGCUCAAAGCCACAUUGUAAAACUAUAUAUAUGUCUGCAGUCAUGAGGCACAAAGGCAAAAAAGGACUGCCGUGGAAUGCUUCGAUUGAGGAAAAUAUAUUUUAUGAUGCAGCAUAGAUUUAUGUGCUGCAGAAGGAAUUUCAUCCUCCUAUGGCUUUAUAAAGGCUGAGAAGCUGUUUAUGUUUGCGAUUUGUAAAAUUGUAAUGGAUAACUCAUUCACGUUUAAAAUAGAUUUUUGAAAGAACACAUUUUUUACCAUGUUAAUUAAAUGGAAAACUCUGUUGUACUUGUCCUCAUGCGUAGCAGUAAUUAUUGAUUUGUAAAAUCAGUGAUUAUGUAAGAUAGAUAUAUUCAUUAAAUUAUUGUUCUUUUUGCAA